This is a messenger RNA of Hemiscyllium ocellatum (epaulette shark), 6060 nucleotides long. It is a transcript of the gene fbxo11b, whose product is annotated as F-box protein 11b. Gene Ontology annotation, biological process: ubiquitin-dependent protein catabolic process; regulation of apoptotic process; protein ubiquitination. Bases 456 to 3089 code for a protein of 877 amino acids. NCBI's taxonomy places the organism in Eukaryota, Metazoa, Chordata, Chondrichthyes, Orectolobiformes, Hemiscylliidae. Gene Ontology annotation, molecular function: protein binding; zinc ion binding. The record is from RefSeq and is a predicted model, not a curated record. The transcript has 23 exons.
GGCUCCGGACGCCGAGGGAGAGACAUGGCAGCGGCUAGAUCUGAGGGCGACUGUCUGGGGCCGGUCUGAAAUCCGCCGCCGCAGUACCACCAGCACCACGAAGAAGUAACCUGGGAGGACUCGAAAGGCCGGCGGGGAAGGCCGAGACCACGGCGUCCGAUCGCAUCGAAGGAGAGUGCGGGCGGAUUAGCCGCUGGGUAGCGGCCCGACGGAGGCGGAUUGUUAUUGGGGGAAGAGAGCGAGAGGGAGAGAUCGGUGCCGGCGGGCGCUUCAAACCAACACAUUUCAACUCAUAAAUAUUUCUCCACGUCCCGGCAGGAGGGAGGAGGAGGGAGGGGCGGCCGGAAUUUUUUUUUGAUUAUAAUCCCACCGGCAACAACCCCCCCCUCCCCAUCCCCCUCCUCCUCCCCCCCCCCCCCCCCCCACCCCGGAUCCUCCAAACCGCCUUCCGCAGGAUGAACUCGGUCAGGGCAGCCAACAGGCGACCGAGGCGACUAUCGAGGCCGCGCCCCGUGCAGGAGAGAAACAACGUCGCGGAUGAGGAUGUCCCUGCAGACAUGAUUGCAGAAGAAUCAGGACCUGGUGCACAAAACAGCCCAUACCAGCUGCGGAGAAAGUCACUACUGUCUAAACGAACAGCCUACCCUACAAAGAAUAACAUGGAGGGUGCUUCCACUUCAAGUUCUGAGCAUUUUGGUCAUAGAGCUAAGCGUGCAAGGCUGUCAGGAAAAUUACAAGACCUUCCUGCGUCACCAGCAGAGCAAUAUCUUCAAGUAAAACUUCCAGAUGAGGUCGUUAUGAAUAUCUUCUCAUAUCUACUUGAACAGGAUCUUUGCAGAGCAGCUUGUGUGUGUAAACGUUUCAGCGAACUAGCUAAUGAUCCAAUUUUAUGGAAACGAUUAUAUAUGGAAGUGUUUGAGUAUACACGGCCAAUGAUGCAUCCGGAGCCAGGCAAAUUUUAUCAGAUAAAUCCAGAAGAUUGCGAACAUCCAAAUCCUUGGAAGGAAAGUUUUCAACAACUGUAUAAAGGAGCGCACGUAAAGCCUGGAUUUGCAGAACAUUUUUACAGCAGCCCAGCAAGGUAUAAAGGAAGAGAAAAUAUGUUGUAUUAUGAUACAAUUGAAGAUGCCUUGGGAGGUGUUCAGGAAGCUCACUUUGAUGGUCUUAUCUUCGUACAUUCUGGUACCUACACUGAUGAGUGGAUUUAUAUUGAAUCCCCUAUAACUAUGAUUGGUGCAGCACCAGGAAAAGUUGCAGAUAAGGUCAUCAUUGAAAACACUAGGGAUUCUACCUUUGUAUUUAUGGAGGGUUCUGAGGAUGCCUAUGUUGGAUAUAUGACAAUUAGGUUUAAUCCUGAUGAUAAGUCAGCACAGCACCAUAAUGCACACCACUGCUUGGAGAUCACGGUGAACUGCAGUCCGAUUAUAGAUCAUUGUAUCAUUCGUAGUACUUGCACAGUUGGCUCUGCUGUGUGUGUCAGUGGCCAGGGAGCAUCUCCUACGAUCAAACACUGCAAUAUUAGUGAUUGUGAAAAUGUUGGACUAUAUAUAACAGAUCAUGCACAGGGAAUUUAUGAGGACAAUGAGAUUUCAAAUAAUGCUCUUGCUGGAAUCUGGGUAAAAAACCAUGGAAAUCCUAUCAUCAGGCGAAAUCAAAUUCAUCAUGGGCGUGAUGUUGGGGUCUUCACAUUUGAUCAUGGCAUGGGUUACUUUGAAAGCUGUAACAUUCAUCGCAAUCGAAUAGCUGGUUUUGAAGUGAAAGCCUAUGCAAAUCCUACAGUAGUGAGAUGUGAAAUUCACCAUGGGCAAACAGGAGGAAUUUAUGUACACGAAAAAGGACGAGGCCAGUUCAUAGAGAACAAAAUCUAUGCAAAUAAUUUUGCUGGUGUGUGGAUUACAUCCAACAGUGAUCCAACUAUCAGGGCAAAUGCCAUUUUUAAUGGAAAUCAGGGUGGAGUUUACAUCUUUGGAGAUGGCAGGGGUCUCAUAGAGGGAAAUGACAUUUAUGGAAAUGCAUUAGCAGGAAUACAGAUUCGAACAAAUAGUUGUCCAAUUGUACGUCAUAACAAAAUUCAUGAUGGCCAACAUGGAGGUAUCUAUGUGCAUGAAAAGGGACAGGGUGUAAUUGAAGAAAAUGAAGUAUACAGCAAUACCUUGGCAGGUGUGUGGGUAACAACAGGAAGUACACCAGUGUUACGGAGAAACCGAAUACAUAGUGGCAAGCAGGUGGGUGUUUACUUCUAUGACAAUGGCCAUGGAGUGCUUGAAGACAAUGAUAUCUACAAUCAUAUGUAUUCAGGGGUUCAGAUUAGAACUGGAAGCAACCCUAAGAUUCGGCGCAAUAAAAUAUGGGGAGGACAGAAUGGCGGCAUUCUUGUUUACAAUUCUGGUCUUGGGUUUAUAGAAGAUAAUGAAAUAUUUGACAAUGCAAUGGCCGGUGUUUGGAUUAAAACAGACAGUAAUCCCACACUCAGACGGAACAAAAUCCAUGAUGGCCGAGACGGGGGUAUCUGCAUAUUUAACGGAGGCAGGGGACUCCUUGAGGAAAAUGAUAUCUUCAGGAAUGCCCAAGCUGGUGUUCUUAUUAGCACAAACAGCCAUCCAGUAUUGCGAAAGAACAGGAUAUUUGAUGGGUUUGCAGCAGGCAUUGAGAUAACAAAUCAUGCUACAGCUACUCUAGAAAACAAUCAGAUAUUCAACAACCGGUUUGGAGGGUUAUUUCUGGCAUCUGGCGUGAAUGUUUCAAUGAAAGACAACAAAAUAAUGAACAAUCAAGAUGCAAUUGAAAAGGCUGUUAAUAGGGGCCAGUGCCUGUACAAGAUAUCGAGUUACACAAGCUACCCAAUGCAUGAUUUUUACAGGUGUCACACCUGCAACACGACAGAUCGUAAUGCAAUCUGUGUAAACUGCAUUAAGAAGUGCCAUCAAGGACAUGAUGUGGAAUUCAUUAGACAUGAUAGAUUUUUCUGUGACUGUGGUGCUGGAACACUUUCAAAUCCUUGCACAUUAGCAGGAGAACCCACACAUGAUACAGACACUCUGUAUGACUCUGCACCACCAAUAGAGUCCAAUACAUUGCAGCAUAACUGAAAGUUUGUUUUUCCUGCCAUUCUAAUCAACAGUAACUCCAUUUGUAUAAAAAAAAAACUAGGGGGAAAUUGUCAUUUGCCCAAAUCUUCAGGAAGAAUCUGAAUUUGUACAGCUGGUGUGCCUGUGUGGAUGGCACUGGAGUCUGAACUCUGGUGUUCUGAUAGUGAAGGAGUAAUCUGCUAACUCAGGAUCAAGAGAAGGUGCUGGGCAUGAAUAGCAUUAUGACAGAUUAAACAGCCAGCAGUGGACUACCCAAGGGACAAAAUGCCACCUUGUGAAGCUGUCUUCUCUGGACAAGUAGCAUUGAACCAUGGAGCUGACAAGGAAGACUGUUGCAGAGUGCCAGGUGUUCUGCAGCACCUAUGGACACUGGGUACUGAUUGGGUUGGUGUAUGUAUGAAAAAUGUGAUCUAGCACUUCUGCAUUUGAUUUUUUUUAAAAAACAAAACAUUUAUUCAAUGGAGACAACUGAUUUUAAUGCUUUUCUCAUGUAGCUUUUUUUUGUAAUUUCAAGCAAAACCUUAUUGUACUUGAAUGUGUCCUGUUUUGUUAGCAGAACUAGAGACUUGCUGUAACUAUACUCAUGUCCCAGUAUCUUAUUCUUUCUAUGAAAGAGAAAAGAUAACACUAAAUCGAUUGUAUCCCACAACUAUUGAUUUCAAUUACAGAACAUAAAUAUGUUCUUUUUAAAGUUAUUUCCAGAAGUCAACGUAAGUGCUUUCAUGAGACUGUACAGGGAGGGAUUAAGGGAAAGUAGACAUCUGAAGUGGUACCAGUAUUUGAAUUAGAUGCCACCUCAUUAAAACAUGCAUAUUGUUACAAAAGUAACUUCUGGACAGUGCCAUUUUGGUAAUGCUUCUUCUCCCUGUAAUGAAACUAGUAUAUAUGUACAUAUAUACUCAGUCUCCCUUUACUAGCUUUUCAUUAAUGCGUAUUGGUGACAGUGGGUAAAAUCAACAGCUUGAAAGUGUAUGCAUGUACCAUAACAUCCUAGACUUAAUAUAUUGUGGAGCAUUCAAUAACCAUUAUGUAGAUGAUAGGUAACAAUAAAAAGGGUUUAAUUUCCUAGGAAGAGAGUCUUAUCAUUUUAAAAUAAACUUUAUUAGAACAUAAUUUCAAAAAUCAUGUCUUUGAAUUAAACCAUACACUUGAUACUGUUUUCAGAUUUCAGCAAUCUUCUGCAGUAUUGGCUUUAGGGUAAGGAAGGUCAUAUUUUGGUCUUCAACCAAAAAACACAUCUCUCUGGAAGUGAAAAGAAAAGAGUUUUUGAAAACUUAGUACUUAGACAUUAGAACUUCAGCUGUACUACACUGCACUACAAUCCACCAUUCAUUAAGUGAGCUAAAAGAUCCUCUUUUACUUGACUUAAAGGGUAGCAAUUCUAUGAUUAUCCUAAUAUGGUCAGCCCUGCCUGUGAAUGAUGCCUUUGAAAAGGGAGAUAUUAAAUGAAAACAUUUAGCAUGUUAUGCUGAUUGUGUAGAAACUUAAGUGAAUAUAAUGCUAUGCUUUUAAUUCCUUCACAUACAAUCCACAGUGGAAAAGUGAACAUUAUUAGCACACUGCAUCUUAAAAACCAGCUUAGGAAACAGGAUAUCAACCCUGGAGGUUGAGCUAAGCUCUUUCCUGACUAAUAGAAAGUUACAAUUAAUCCCUUGGGAAAGUAGUUUUACCACUGUUUCAGCUUGAUGAAAUUAAUGUGUAUGCAGUUAAGUAAAAAACAAGGUUUAAUUAUUUUCUACACCUACUUGAAAAGUCGGAAGGAAACUGUAGUCUUCUCAAAUUCUUUAGCUUUCUUGUGACCUUUCUGGAUAAUUUCCUCAGGAAUGUUUGCAAGUCUUGCUGCAUUAAAUCCAUAACUCUUCGGACAAGCUCCUUUGAUAAAUUUAUAUAGAAACGUGAUCGUUUCUUGACUUGGAUCUUCGCACUCAUUCUCAACCAUGCAGGCCUAUAAACAGUCCAGAGAAUAUUAUGGAGCCAAGUACAAACUUAAAUGUUUUUAAUUUGAAGUAAAUGUUAUUUCACUGUACUUAUGAAAGAAGUCAAUGUCUCCACUAGGCAUGCAGGUUUCCAUGCCUUUAUCACCAUGCAGUUGAUUUUUGCAACUUUUCUAACGAAAGACCAGGUCAAAAUACAAGUAUGAAAUAUUCCAACUAUAUUGAGUGCCAUGUGCUUACCAUAUGUCCUAAACUGAUUGCUGUGGAGCGAGAGAAAUCUUCCACAAGGGAAUGGUAGUGUGUAGAAAACAAAGUGCGGCACUUGAUAUUUUCAGCAAGCUCCUUCACUACUGCACUAGCAAUUGCUGUGCCGUCAUAUGUUGCUGUACCACGGCCUGGAAUAAAAAUUCAGAACGCUUCAAUCAUAUCUAACAAACUAGCUGACUAUAUAGUUUGUAGAAGUAACAAAUUAUGAAAAACCUUUCUGGUCUGACUGUCCUAAAGGAAGUGCAUCUCAAACCUAGAUAUUUAUUUUAAUUUACUCAGGUCAUUUGCAACAGCAAUAGGGCUUAACAUGUGUAAUGUGGUCAUCCUCCAGAGCAGUUGGGUCCUACCCAAACCAUCCCAAUUCAGUGAGAGGGAUUUACAAAACGGAGCUAGGAUGCAGAGGUUAGGCUGUUGGAGGGGGGGAAAGAGGAGGAGGAGAGAGAAUUUCACUAUCCCAUGGUUAUUAAUGACCAGUUAGACAAUGUGUUAUCCCUCCAAAAACCCUUACCUACAGACUAUACCAGGGGUGUGCAACUUUUUUCUAAAUGUGAAGAGCCUUAAGAAAAUUGCCAAAAAUAUACUUCCUAGAAUUGCAAAAAUAUAUUAAAGUGAGGUCAUCAAAUGCUUUCUCAUUUAAUACUUUCUAUAGUUUUGUCAGUAAAACCAGCAAAAACAUUUUCCUAACAAAGACAACUUUCCACCCCAGAUUAAAUUUAACUGUUAAAAACAAUGUUGCAGCCAUAAAACUUUAACUAUAACCAAUGUGUAGA